This is a messenger RNA of Erinaceus europaeus (western European hedgehog), 1899 nucleotides long. It is a transcript of the gene CLUL1, whose product is annotated as clusterin like 1. The transcript is spliced from 7 exons. The record is from RefSeq and is a predicted model, not a curated record. The coding region runs from base 1 to 1395 and encodes 464 amino acids. Lineage: Eukaryota; Metazoa; Chordata; Mammalia; Eulipotyphla; Erinaceidae.
AUGAAGCCGUCACUCUGGCUGUUCACUGCAUGCCUGUUGUGGCUGAAAGGCUGCCGCUGUGCGCCGACUUGGAAGGACAAGCCUGCUGCUCCAGGAGUCCUGAAGGGUUUUUCUGAGGCUGGGGAGACCAAAGGAGAUGAAGAGGUGAAGAAAGCUUUGACUGGUAUCAAGCAGAUGAAGAUCAUGAUGGAAAGAAGGGAGGAGGAACAUACUCAUUUGAUGGAAACACUCAGGAGAUGCAAAGGAGAAAAGCAGGAGGCCCUGAAACUUAUGAAUGAAGUUCAAGAGCAUCUGGAAGAGGAAAAAGGGCUGUGCCACGUGUCUCUGACAGGUUCCUGGCGAGAAUGCAAGCCUUGCAUGGAGAGUGGCUGCAUGAGAUCGUAUGCCACCUGCCAGUCUAACCGGCCGUCUGUGAAAAGCACGGUUGGACAGUUUUUCUGGAAGAUUUAUCAGUUUCUGUUUCCUUUCCAAGAAGAUGCUGAGAAAGAUAGUGCAGCCAGUGAUCAUUCCAUGGAUGAAGACGUGCGGCUGGCGCAGAUGGAGAGUGUGUUUAGUCAGCUGGCUGCGGAGAUGAGGCUCCUUUUCAACAGCACUUGUCAUGUCUUCAAGCAGUUGCAACAGGGAUUUGACCAGGCUUUUCAAUCCUACUUCACAUCAGGCACAGACUUAACUGAGUCCUACUUCCCUCCAGCUUUACCCAAAGAGCCAACACGAAACGUCGACCUCGUGCAAAGUUGGGACCUCUCCAAUUUCUUCCAGUUGUUUUGUAAUUUCAGCCUCUCUAUUUAUCAAAGAUUCAGUGAAACAAUUAGUGCGACACUGCAUGCAAUACAAGACUUACCAAAACAAGACACAGGCAAGUAUGUGUCACCUGCAGGCUCUGCGCAGGAAGCCCUGGACCCAAAGAUGUCGCCUCCAUGGGACAGAAGUCUAUGUGAAGAGCUUGGCCAGAACUUGCCAGAAUGUUUCCAGUUCCAUACGAGAUGCCGACAAUGCCAGGAUUACCUGUGGGAAGCGUGCCCCGGAGUCCCUGUGCUGCACGCCAAGGUGCACGAGACUCGCAAGCUGGUCAACGUAUCCAGCCAGCAAUUUGCCCAGGUUCUCCAGAUGGCUCAGCAGCACCUGCAGGAUGCCACAUACCUGCUGGAGAAGAUGAGAGAACAAUCUGCUUGGCUGGCUGAACUGGUGGCAAACCAGACUCCAAGAUCUGAGGACAGCUUCACUUCAGUCAAGGGACUUUCUGGCAUACAUGAAGGUGAUCUUUCCAGUCAAGACGACAUGACAAGGAACUUCAGCACCCGCCUCCUCAGUCUCACGGCCGUCCUCCCUCUUGAGAAAAAGGCUGAGUCCCACCUUCACGAGCUCUGUGAUAACAACGGCUGUGCAGCGUCUUAAGAAACAUUUUAAAAAUUGGUGAGCAGAGUUCCCAGUUAGGAACACUUUACUGAUAGAACUAGAAAAGGAGAACAACACAGCAAAGCUAGUUUUUAAAAUACCUGAAAAAGGGGGUUGGGCAGUGGCGCAGUGGGUUAAAAGUGGGCGCAAAGCACAAGGACCGGCUAAGGAUCCCGGUUGGAUCCCCCCACUCCCCACCUGCAGGGGAGUCACUUCACAGGUGGUGAAGCAGGUCUGCAGGUGUCUGUCUUUCUCUCCCCCUCUCUGUCUUCCCCUCCUCUCUCCAUUUCUCUAUGUCCUAUCCAACAACAACAUCAACAACAACAAUAAUAACCACAACAAGACUACAACAAGGGCAACAAAAGGGGGAAAAAAAAAAAAAAAGGCCUCCAGGAGCAGUGGCUUCAUGGUGCAGGCACCGAGCCUGGGCAAUAACCCUGGAGGCAAAAAAAUAGAAUAAAAUAAAAUACCUGAAAAAUACGUUUGACUUCAUUAAAAAUCUAA